Microplitis demolitor is the source of this 1393-nucleotide messenger RNA. It is a transcript of the gene Cdc37, whose product is annotated as hsp90 co-chaperone Cdc37. Gene Ontology annotation, cellular component: cytoplasm. Gene Ontology annotation, molecular function: protein-folding chaperone binding; heat shock protein binding; protein kinase binding. Lineage: Eukaryota; Metazoa; Arthropoda; Insecta; Hymenoptera; Braconidae. Bases 154 to 1290 code for a protein of 378 amino acids. The transcript is spliced from 6 exons. The record is from RefSeq and is a predicted model, not a curated record. Gene Ontology annotation, biological process: protein stabilization; protein folding.
GUCAAUGUUCGUGAGUUUUCGGACAUUUAGUAAGCGGACAGUAAAACACAUUCUACAGCCGUCUUAAAUAUUUAACAUAUUUGAUUUGAUCUGUUAUAAAUAAUCAUAAGCACUCCGUAAAAACAAUUGCUUCUGAUAAUUAGAAUCAGCAAAAUGGUUGAUUACAGCAAAUGGAAAGAUAUCGAGAUUUCAGAUGAUGAAGAUGAUACCCAUCCAAAUAUUGAUACUCCAUCGUUAUUUAGAUGGAGACAUCAAGCGCGUCUUGAGAGAAUGGAGGAACAGAAAAAACAAAAAGAAGAAUUUCAACGCAUUAAAGAACAGACACUUUCAAAAGUGGAAGAAACCAAGAAAAAAAUAGAACUCAUGGAGAAAGAGAAAGCAAGUCCUGAAGAUUUAAAUGCUCUGAAAAAACAGCUCCAAGAAUUGGAGCUGGAAGAAGAGAAGGUCAAAGCUAAAGAAGAUGAGUUGAAAAAAAAAGACAAACUAACGCCUUGGAACGUUGAUACUAUCGCCCAUCCUGGGUUUACGAAAACUGUUAUCAAUACAAAACCACGCAGACGACAGGAUGAAGAAGAUCAACAGUUGCCGGAGGAGGAGAGGGAACUGAAGAUGAAGGAGUUUGUCAAAACGAAUGAAAAAAGUUUAAAGAAGUUCGGUAUGUUAAGACGUUAUGACGACAGUAAACAGUAUUUACAAGAAAAUCCCCAGUUGGUUUGUGAAAAUACAGCCAACUAUUUAGUAAUCUGGUGCAUAAAUUUGGAAAUGGAGCAGAAACACGAAUUGAUGGAGCACGUGGCGCAUCAGUGCAUCUGUAUGCAAUAUAUUUUAGAAUUAUCUAAACAAUUAGACGUAGACCCUCGGGCGUGUGUCGGUUCCUUCUUUAGCAGAAUCCAAAUAGCGGACGUAGAAUACAAAAAGUCAUUUGAUGACGAACUGGAAGCAUUCAAAGAACGGAUCAGAAAGAGAGCCGAAGAAAAAGUCGCUGAAGCUCUCAAAGAGGCUGAAGAGGAAGAGAGAAAAGCAAGACUUGGUCCAGGUGGUUUGGAUCCUGUUGAAGUAUUCGAGAGCUUGCCUGAGCCAUUACAAAAAUGCUUUGAAGCUCAGGACAUUCCAUUGCUGCAACAAACAAUUGCUGCGAUGCCUGAAGAUGAGGCUAAAUAUCACAUGCGAAGAUGUAUUGACAGCGGUCUCUGGGUACCAGACGCAAAGUCUAAGGAAAAUAAAGCUAAUGAAAGUGAAUCGUCAUCAAGUGAAGCUAAAUCUACCACAGCAACACCCGAUCCAGAAUAACUAUGAUGCUAUAGAGAUCAAGACGCAGUGACUUGUGGGUAAAAUAUGGAAUCAAAAAUGGCCAAGCUGCUCUAUUAAGUCUAUUCUCCAAGAAGUCAAAUCC